CGCUCCUUCCUACACGCGUUGCUUCGCUCGGGGCAGGGGCUGCUGCGCGGCUCCCCCCGCGCGGCGCCGCGGCCGCCCUGCCGGCGCGCUGCGCAUCACCGGCGCUCUGCCGGCUGGGGCGCCCCGCCGCCCCGCGCCCCGCCGCCCCGCGCCCCGCCGCCGCCGCCGCCGCCGCUCCCCGCCGCCGCCGCUCCCCGCCGCCGCCGCCGCCGCGCUGCAGGACUGGCUAUGGCCACCACUACUUCCGGGUUCCGUCACUUCAUUCUCCCGCCGAUCAGCGCUGCAAAACUGAGCCUCUUCUAUAAGGCAGCCAGCAGCCAACCUGCCAACACUUACUGACACUCACUCAUCUCAGAGAGCGAGGGAGAGAGGGAGACAAAAUACCUACCGGGAGGAGGAAAAAAAAAAAAAAAAAAAAAAAAAAGGAGAGAGGGGGAAGUCCGGGCUUUGCAAACUAUUCAAUUUUUCUUCGCAUCUUUCCCCACCCCCCUUCACAGUACUUAAAAAAAAAAAAAACCAAAACCAAAACAACCCUAUAGCGAUCCUAAAAGGCAAAACCCGAGCGCGGAGUUACUGGAAGAAGAAACCGGGGUUAAAAAGAUUCCUCCUCUCUUCUUCAUCAUCAUCAACCAUCAUUCAUUCACUACCUUGACAUUCCCUGGCUUUGAUUGACAGCUGGAGUGGCAAAAAGCCAUGAGACACGACAGUUUGGUUACAUGUGGGUUGCUGACGGGCCGAUCGUAACCUUCAGUUUGGGGGCUUGACAAUUUUUUUUAUUUUUUUUUUUUUUUCGUAGAGAAAGAAAAAAGGAAAAAGAGAGAGAGAAAAAAGGAAAGAGAGAGAGAAAAAAGAAGAAAACACAGAAACUCAUCGUGGUUCUUGACUGUUUUUUAUAUAUUAUUGUUGUUGUUAUUGUUGUUGUUAUUAUUAUUUACCCAUAUUGGAGGAUAGGAGAAGUCUAUAAGUGGGUUGCAAAAAAAAAAAAAAAAAAGGAAUCUUCUUCACUCUAAAUCACUUUCUUUGCUGGACUGGGAUAUUAAAUAUACGACACAUCCAGGAGUUUAUUGGAGCGCAGACUGAUGGCGCAAAGGUACGAUGAGCUGCCCCACUACGGCGGGAUGGACGGAGUAGGGGUGCCGGCGUCCAUGUACGGGGACCCCCACGCCCCCCGGCCGAUCCCCCCGGUGCACCACCUCAACCAUGGGCCGCCGCUCCACGCCGGACAGCACUACGGCGCCCACGCCCCGCACCCCAAUGUCAUGCCGGCCAGCAUGGGCUCCGCUGUCAACGACGCCCUGAAGCGGGACAAGGAUGCGAUCUACGGGCACCCGUUGUUCCCCCUCUUAGCUCUGGUCUUUGAGAAGUGCGAGCUGGCGACCUGCACGCCCCGGGAGCCCGGCGUGGCCGGCGGGGACGUCUGCUCCUCCGACUCCUUCAACGAGGACAUCGCCGUCUUCGCCAAACAGGUCCGCGCUGAAAAACCACUUUUUUCUUCAAAUCCAGAGUUGGACAAUUUGAUGAUCCAAGCAAUACAAGUACUAAGGUUUCACCUUUUGGAAUUAGAAAAGGUUCAUGAAUUGUGCGAUAACUUCUGCCAUCGGUACAUUAGUUGUUUGAAAGGAAAAAUGCCAAUAGACCUCGUUAUUGAUGAAAGGGAUGGCAGCUCCAAAUCAGACCACGAAGAACUCUCAGGAUCUUCCACAAAUUUAGCCGAUCAUAAUCCUUCAUCUUGGAGAGACCACGAUGAUGCAACCUCAACGCACUCGGCAGGCACACCGGGGCCCUCCAGUGGGGGCCAUGCUUCCCAGAGCGGAGACAACAGCAGCGAGCAAGGAGAUGGUUUAGACAACAGUGUAGCCUCACCUGGUACAGGGGAUGACGAUGACCCAGACAAGGACAAAAAGCGUCAGAAGAAAAGAGGCAUUUUCCCCAAAGUAGCAACAAAUAUCAUGAGAGCGUGGCUUUUCCAGCAUCUCACACAUCCAUAUCCUUCAGAGGAGCAGAAGAAACAGUUAGCCCAAGACACAGGACUUACAAUUCUACAAGUAAACAACUGGUUUAUUAAUGCCAGAAGAAGAAUAGUACAGCCUAUGAUUGACCAGUCAAAUCGAGCAGGCAAGUUCCAAGUAGUAUCUGUAUUCAAGUCCCACAGGCGCAAAUCCUCAUCAAGUUAUUCUUCAGGAGUCCCAUCACCUGGUUUUCUUCUUGAUCCUUCAGUGAGCCAAGGAGCAGCGUAUAGUCCAGAGGGUCAGCCGAUGGGAAGCUUUGUAUUGGAUGGUCAGCAGCACAUGGGAAUCCGGCCUGCAGGUUUGCAAGGCAUGCCAGGGGACUACGUAUCUCAGGGUGGUCCUAUGGGUAUGAGUAUGGCACAGCCAAGUUACACUCCUCCCCAGAUGACCCCACACCCUACUCAAUUAAGACAUGGACCCCCAAUCCAUUCAUAUUUGCCAAGUCACCCCCAUCACCCAGCCAUGAUGAUGCACGGAGGACCCCCUACCCACCCUGGAAUGACCAUGUCAGCACAGAGCCCCACAAUGUUAAAUUCUGUAGACCCCAAUGUUGGUGGACAGGUUAUGGACAUUCAUGCCCAAUAGUAUAAGGGAACUCAAGGGAAAAACAAACAAAAAAAAAUACAAAACAAAAACAAAAACUAUUUUAAGACUUUUGAACUUUGACCAGAUGUUGACACUUAAUACGAAAUUCCAGACAGCUGUGAUUAUUUUUUACUUUUUGUCAUUUUUCAUCAACAACAGAGGACCAACGAAACAAGAACACAAAUGUGAAAUCAUGGGCUCACUGAAAUGAAUAUGUCCAUGUACAGAUCCUCUGGAAAAAAAAAAAGACUCCAAGAGUUAUAACUACUGUAGUAUAAACAUAGGAACUAAGUUAACUUGUACAUUUCUGUUGAUCACUCCGUUACGUUGCCUCAAAUAGUUUUAGAAGAAAAAAAAUCCUUGUUUUCCACACUAUGUGUGUUGUUCCCAAAAGAAUGACUGUUUUGGUUCAGCAGUGAAGUCACUAUCCAUGAAAGACCUGUUUUGGCCAGUGAGAAAAGAACUACCCUGGAGAUGAAGACGAAAAGUCUUGCUGGGUCUCUCAUCACUCAGAAGACUGUUCCAAGAAGGCCUUGCCAUUCCCUCGUUUUGUUCCUUCAUAAAAUGUGUCCUUUAGUUUCAAACAGAUCUUUAUAGUUUGUGCUUCAUUAAGUCUCUCCCCAUUCCUCCCCAAUCUAUUUUUUUUUUUUUUGGGGACUCUUCUUCAAAGAGCUUGCAGGUGAAGAUUUAAAAGACAGAACAGACAGAGCAGGAGCUUCUUCCAGUAGUUCUGAGCCUUGGCUUUGGACAAAACAAAACUAAAAGUUGGGCAGCUUUCCUCAAUGAAAGAAGUUACUAACGGUCUUUGCACCAAACCUAGGACUUUAUCAUGAACUCAAAGCUUGGGAAAAAAAAGCAAGAGAAUACUGUAACAAACUUCGUACAGAGUUCGGUCUAUUAAUUGUUUCAUGUUAGAUAUUCUAUGUGUUUACCUCAAUUGAAAAAAAAAAAGAAUGUUUUUGCUAGUAUCAGAUCUGCUGUGGAAUUGGUAUUGUAUGUCCAUGAAUUCUUCCUUUCUCAGCACGUGUUCCUCACUAGAAGAAAAUGCUGUUACCUUUAAGCUUUGUCAAAAUUUACAUUAAAAUACUUGUAUGAG
Grus americana (Whooping crane) is the source of this 3690-nucleotide messenger RNA. RefSeq names its product Meis homeobox 2 (gene MEIS2). Lineage: Eukaryota; Metazoa; Chordata; Aves; Gruiformes; Gruidae. The record is from RefSeq and is a predicted model, not a curated record. Gene Ontology annotation, biological process: positive regulation of transcription by RNA polymerase II; positive regulation of cell population proliferation; brain development. Gene Ontology annotation, molecular function: DNA-binding transcription activator activity, RNA polymerase II-specific; RNA polymerase II cis-regulatory region sequence-specific DNA binding. The transcript is spliced from 12 exons. The coding region runs from base 1080 to 2594 and encodes 504 amino acids.